UCCAUUGUCUGCUUUAUGAGGUUUUCUAAGAAGCGAAAACAUUCUGGGAAGAUGAGUUACCCAGGCAAUCCUCCCGGCGCCGGCUUCGGCCAGGGAACAGAUUAUCCACUACAUCCAACAGCUGCUUAUUGCGGCUCUGGUUAUCCAAUGUAUCCUCCUGCUGGUGGUGGCUAUCCACCAGCCCCAGGCUAUCCACCUGCCCCAGGGGCAUCACCUUAUCCACCUGCCCCAGGAGCUUCGCCAUAUCCACCUGCCCCAGGAGCCUCGCCAUAUCCACCUGCCCCAGGAGCAUCGCCCUAUCCACCUGCCCCAGGAGCUUCGCCAUAUCCUCCUGCUCCAGGAGCUUCGCCAUAUCCUCCUGCUCCAGGAGCUUCGCCAUAUCCUCCUGCUCCAGGAGCAUCUCCCUAUCCUCCUGCUCCAGGAGCUGCACAGUAUCCGCCAACAACUGGGUUUUCUCCAUACCCACCUGCCCCAGGAGCUUCACCCUACCCACCUGCCCCGGGGGCUUCACCCUACCCACCUGCCCCUGGAGCUUCGUCCUAUCCGCCUUCAGGAGCGGCACAGUACCCGCCUGUAUCCGGGGCCUCUCCAUACCCACCUGCUGGGGGUAGCCUCUACCCAGGUGCUGGGGGUAGCCCCUACCCAGGUGGAGGGGGAAGCCCCUACCCAGGUGCUGGGGCGGCACCUUACACCCAAGCAGGUGGUCACCCAUCCGCUGCGGGGGGCAGUUACCCUGCACAACAGAGUGCGUGUCAAGCCACCCGCAUGUCUGCCACCCACUCUGCCUCACCCUCGGGCGGCAGGAUCAUCCCAUACAACGAGAUUCCCACCGUGCGGCCUUCACCCCACUUUGACCCGAGUAGUGAUGCUUCGGUUCUGAGAAAAGCCAUGAAGGGCUUUGGCACAGAUGAGGCUGCCAUCAUCAACGUUCUUUCCCGCAGAACCUCGCACGAGCGACAGCAGAUUAUGUUAAAGUAUCAGCAGGCUUUUGGCAGGGAGGAGGGAGGUGGCACAAAGAAAGGACUAACUGGGGAUUUGGUGAAGGAUUUGAAGAGUGAACUUAGCGGCAAGUUUGAAGACGGGAUCAUUGCUCUGAUGACACCGCUGCCAAUCUACCUUGCCCAGGAAAUCAACAAUGCCAUCGCAGGGAUUGGCACGAAUGAGAGAACACUGGUGGAAAUUCUCUGCACUAGGGAUAAUGCUUCUCUCAUGGAGAUCAAGAAUGCCUACUACCAUCGCUACCAUAAGAAAUUAGAGAAUGACCUUGGAGGAGACACUUCUGGAGACUUCCGUCGUCUCCUAAUUUCCAUGUGUGCCUGCAGCAGGGAUGAACAUAACCAUGAUCCAGCACUAGCUAACAACCUUGCCCAACAACUCUAUCAUGCAGGUGAAGGGAAGAUGGGCACUGAUGAGGCAGAAUUCAACCGCAUCUUGUCUUCAUACUCCUACCCUUUACUGCGCUGUGUGUUUGAGGAAUACUCUAAGAUCAGCAAGAAGAGUUUUGGUGAUGCUAUAAAUGCUGAGUUGUCUGGAGAUUUGAAGCUUGGCAUGCAGGCAAUCUACACGUCCAUCCUGAACCGUCCUGAGUACUUUGCCAAGGAGCUGCGUGCUGCAAUGGCAGGUCUGGGCACCAAUGAUCGUGCUCUGAUUCGCCUGGUGGUGUCUCGUUGUGAAAUAGACAUGGGCAAUAUCAAACAAGAAUACCAUAAACUGUACAAGAAACCUCUAGAUCAGGACAUCAAGAGUGAAACUUCUGGAGAUUACAAGAAAUUGCUCCUGGCACUUAUUGAAGGCUAAGACUUAUCUAUAUAUUAUGAUCUUCUACUGGUGAAGGAAGCAUGGGUACCAGUGGUGAUGUCAAGAAAGUAUCACGUUAAAAGUAAUUUAAUUUUGAUGACUUCUCGCUCCUUAGAGAUAUGAUGUGACCGUGUAAGGAAGUUCUGUUUUUACUACCUCAGUUUCUGUAUCAUCCCCUGGCAGUGUGACCCCAAGAACAAAACACAUUCACCCUCAUUCAUUCAAUCCCUACAUCCAAAAGUGUAUUGACAUCUCUCCACCCCACCUUCAGAGUGUAGGCGAUGCCCUUCCCACUUUGAGGGCUUGAAUCUUUAUAUAAAAAGGGGAUGUAAUCUCAGUUAAAUUCCUCUUGACCUGGUGUUUUCUUCACAUCUACCAAAAUUUUGAUCUCUGCACAACCCUGAUAUUAAUAGCCUGCGAUCUAUUUCAUUACUCCAGAGUGAAAUUUCCGGAGACUUCAAGAAAAUCAUCUUGGGCAUGGUUGAAGGCUCAGGGUGAUCUUGGCUGAUGUCCUGAAACCUGGAGAGAGCAAAGGUGAUGAGGCCCAACAACUCUGCUUAACUAAUUACUAUAUACUUUAUAUGUUCUUUACUGAAGAUAAUGGUGUUGGGUUGCUUAAGUGAUUAUAAUUUUUGUAUACUGUAAGGAGGAAUAAAAAUUAUAAUGCCAUGGCUGGAACAGUUCACGAUUAACCCCUUACAGAGGAAAUUUAGAUGACAUUUUGAUAUAUCCUUUGCUGUCAACUGUAUUUGACAGUUUGUAUAUCCUUGGUUGUCAGACUGUAGUUGAGAUUUUGGUAUAUAGUUUGCUGUCAAACUAUAAUGUGACAUUAGUCUGGGACUAAUCAAAAUGUCAUUUAUUUAUCCUCCAAAGUGUGGGUUUGUUGUCAUUUGUGUGUACAAUUGUACUGCAUCUGUAAGUUAACAAUUUGUUGAUAUACUGUACUUGCAAAACAGAGUGGUAAGGUACUGAAAUGUAUUACAAGAUGAUGUAGUGAGUACUACAACCACUGGAAACUUAAAAAAAAAAAUACUUUGCCAUAGACUAAAGAAAGCACAUACACACAAGCAUAUCUCUACUCCUGUAUCUACAAGUAGGUAAUCAUGCCAUGAUCUAAAGAUGAAAAUUCAAUAAGAAUAAUGUAUUUGGACUUCCAAACAUUUUGUAUGAAACACUGGAUAGGAAAACUAAACAUUUAGCGAUAAUUGUAUAUUGUAUUUUGGCUUCCUUUACUUGGAGGUCCUCUUCGGUAAAUUUAUAGGAUCUAUUUUACAAUUUCUGUUAAAAACUGAAAAAAAUACAAUAAAUAAAAAAUAGAAGAUAAUCUGCAGCAAAAAGUAAAUAGAGAGCAUUUAAAUAUCAAAGGAAAAACAUUAUAGGAUGAUGAUUCAGGUGAGUUACAAGAGAAAGUAGUGUGUGCUACAGCUGCUGUAAAUAAAAGAAAAAGAUGAUAGAAUAAUUAAAGAACAAAUAUGAAUGAUGAAUUACAGUAAUUAAAGAAAAUGGGACACUAAAAAUAGCUCAACUCAUAUGGCUACAAUUUUUUUUUUUUUUAACAAGUCGGCCGUCUCCCACCGAGGCAGGGUGACCCAGAAAGAAAGAAAAUCCCCAAAAAAGAAAAUACUUUCAUCAUCAUUCAACACUUUCACCUCACUCACACAUAAUCACUGUUUUUGCAGAGGUGCUCAGAACACAACAGUUUAGAAGCAUAUACGUAUAAAGAUACACAAUAUAUCCCUCCAAACUGCUAAUAUCCCAAACCCCUCCUUUAGAGUGCAGACAUUGUACUUCCCAUUUCCAAGACUCAAGUCCGGUUAUAUAAAAAUAACCGGUUUCCCUGAAUCCCUUCACUAAAUAUUACCCUGCUCACACUGGCCUGGUGGCUAAAGCUCCCGCUUCACACACGGAGGGCCCGGGUUCGAUUCCCGGUGGGUGGAAACAUUCGACACGUUUCCUUACACCUGUUGUCCUGUUCACCUAGCAGCAAAUAGGUACCUGGGUGUUAGUCGACUGGUGUGGGUCGCAUCCUGGGGGACAAGAUUAAGGACCACAAUGGAAAUAAGUUAGACAGUCCUCGAUGACGCACUGACUUUCUUGGCUUAUCCUGGGUGGCUAACCCUCCGGGGUUAAAAAUCCGAACGAAAUCUUAUCUUAUCUUAUCUUAUCUUAUUGUCAGGUCCCAAAUACCAUUCGUCACCAUUCACUCCUAACAAACACGCUCACGCACGCCUGCUGGAAGACCAAGUCCCUCACCCACAAAAUGGCUACAAAUAGAAGGAAUAAAAGACCACAGUAAUGUGCCUGGAAGAAUUCAUAACCCAUUCUUAAAGACGAAACUCUAGGCAAUGUUUUGGUCUGUUCCUUAAGAUAAGAUAAGAUAAGAUAAGAUUUCGUUCGGAUUUUUAACCCCGGAGGGUUAGCCACCCAGGAUAACCCAAGAAAGUCAGUGCGUCAUCGAGGACUGUCUAACUUAUUUCCAUUGUGGUCCUUAAUCUUGUCCCCCAGGAUGCGACCCACACCAGUCGACUAACACCCAGGUACCUAUUUGCUGCUAGGUGAACAGGACAACAGGUGUAAGGAAACGUGUCGGAAUUUCCACCCGCCGGGAAUCGAACCCGGGCCCUCCGUGUGUGAAGCGGGAGCUUUAGCCACCAGACCACCGGGCCAGAAUGAACUGAAACAUUGUCUAAGUUUUUUCUCUCAGUGUGUCUUAAUUUUUUUUUCUACACGCUGGCUGUCUACCACAAGGAUAACCCAAAAAGAAAGAAACACUUCCACCAUCACUCAAUAUAAAUGGGAAAGUGUUUUUUGGGUUACCCUGCCUCAGUGGGAGGCAGCCAGUGUGUUAAAGAAUAGGAAAUUGCAAAUUGGUCAUUAAACAAGUGGACAACCAAUGGUGCCCUUGUUAACACCAGCUGUCUCCCACCAAGGUAGGAUGAUCCAAAAAAGAAUCACUUUCACCAUCAUUCAACACUUUCACCAUCAUUCAACACUUUCACCAUCAUUCAACACUUUCGCCAUCAUUCACACAAAAUCACUGUCUUUGCAGAGGCACCCAGAUACGACAGUUUCGAUGUCACUCCAAGCAGCCAAUAUCCCAAACCCCUCCUUUGAAGUGCAGGCAUUGUACUUCCCACCUCCAGGGUUCAAGUCCGGCUAACUGGUUUCCCUGAAUCCCAUCACAAAAUAUUACCCUGCUCACACUCCAACAGCUUGUCAGGCCCCAAAAACCAUUCAUCUCCAUUCACUCCUAUUUAAAAAAUGUUGGGGUUUGUUAUUAGAAAGUGGUGGUAGCAAGAAUACAGCAGAUGGUUUGUUAUAGUGUGGUGUAUUUGAACUCAAAGAUGAAGCCAAGUCGAUCAAACGUCAGUCUAUGCUUAGGUCUGGAUAUAACUGAGGACAUGCCUAUAGCCUAGUCGUGUGCAUUUCAAAGGAGUCACGUGACUAAGGCUUGGCAAGGGACCCUGCCCAUAAAUGGUACUAGCACAAUGUAUACUACACAAGUAUUGCCCCAUUGACAAAAAUAGAAUCAAGAAUAAAAAGGUACAGUACUGCGACUGGAACAGUACACAAAUAACCCACACUUUGGAGAACGAAACUUAUGAUGAUGUUUUGGUCUGACUUGGACCAUUAACUAAAUGGUCCAAGUUGGACCCAAACGUCAUCAUAAGUUUCAUUCUCCUAUGUGUGAGUUAUUUGUGUAUGUGGAAUGAGUUAACCAAUGACACAGUGGAAGCAGAUUCUGUUCAGGAUGCUAGAAAUAAAUAUGAUCACUUUUUCACUUCUUGGUUGAAAGUUGAGAGGCUGGAUCAACACCUAGGUUUGCCUCCCCAUUACCAUCCACCACAAAUUAAAAUAGGUAAUUGCACAUACAGUGAUUAUAUGUCAAUGAUGGUGAAAGAUUUUUUUUUUUUUUUUUUGGGGGGGGGGGAUCACCCAGACUCGGUGGGAGAUGGCUGAUGUAUUAAAAAAAAAAUUGCACAUACAUACCUCAUUUAACUUUGAAUCUGUAUUUUUUGUAACCACAUUCACUGUCUCCCACCAAGGUAGGGUGACCCUCCCCAAAAAAAGAAACGCAUUAAUCAUCAUUCAUUCAAUAGCUGUCUAGCCAGAAGUGUGCCUGUAUUUAUAACCUUAAUAUUUCAGUAUGUAAUCAAAUUUAUUAAUGUUGCCUGAUAAGCACUGUAUUGGAUACAUAUUUAUUGCUUUUUACCAUAUUGAUCAUUUCUGACCAUGGGAGGGUGAGGCAAAAAAGAAAACACGCUCACCAUUACUUAUUCCAUAGCUGUCUUUCCAGAAGUGCAUUGACACAAUAAUAUAUACAUGCAAACUUGCAGGGAUACCCAGUCUAAAUAAAUUUUAAGUUAAGAUACAUUAUCUGUAUAAACAUUUGUAUUUUGAUUAUACAUUUUGCAGUAAAUCUAUAUUUUUGUACUGGAUAUGCACACAAUAGUACAUAUGCUGUACACCUAUACUUCUAUAGUCACUAUAGCCAAUAUUUAUAAAAAGUGUACACGUAUUACAAACUAAGCUGAAUCUUUCCCUGGUGUUAUAAUAUUCAUGGGAAGUGCUAAACCCAUAUGGGUCAUACAGUGCCUGGAGAGUGGAAGGCUGUCAGGUUUGAUACAACAAAGAGGAGGAAAGCUAAUUCCUUGGAUCAAGAGCUCUUCAGUACCAAGACCCCCCAGGAAGGUGUCCCUCUUGUAAUACACUAACACUGUCGUUGGUUGGAGGGUCCAAGACUGACCGGUAUGUGGACAGAGACAAGUAUGCAUACAAGCGUCAACUUGGACAAAUACAGUAUAGGCUUUAUAAUGACUCACGAAAUCGUAAUGACACAAUUGCAAACAAACCAUACCACAGAGUUUUGAGACUCUGACCGCGGGUUCAAUCCCGCCCGUAUUAUGGUAGGCUUUAUAAUAAUCAGUUCCUGGACCGAUGGUCGACGAACUUUGGCUGACAGACAUUUCACCGAAGGACAUUUGGCCGAACAGACAUUUUACAAAUGGACAUUUGGCCAACAGACAUUUACUCCAAACAGACAAAAUGGAAUUCGUCACCUAACCUAACCUAAUUUUCCGUUUGGUGAAAUGUCCGUUGGGCCAAACGUCCAUUGGUGAAAUGUCUGUUCGACCAAAAAUCCGUCGGUGAAAUGCUUGUCUGCCAAGUAUCCGUCAGUCAUCUGUCCGACCACGAUAAUAAUUGUAUACAAUGUUAGCAAGUAGGUGUAAAAUACACAUGUGCAACAGUUAAUUAUCUUUAUUCUCAGAAAUAAAAAUACAUAACUUUCACAUAUGUCUUACUUAUCUACAGUUUGAAGAAUCAGACAUUUGUGCAACAUGUUGCAUAUGUGUCUAAUUCUUCAUCUUGUCAAUAUUAUAUACCAUUCAUGUACAAACCUCAGUGUAAUGGACUAAUCAGGGAAAGAGGAUGUCCAGUAGUGGUGACUGUGAUAAUAAAGAUGAUUUUAUUUUGUCAUGAUUUUAACAAUAAUGGAUAAUUCUGUAACAAUGAACCUUGUCCAUUGUUUCCAAAUCAUUUAACCCAGCAGAUUUUGUCCUGUAUAUAUGAAGCCUGUUAAACUGAGGUCCUUUAUAUCAAAGGUUUACUCUACUUGUGCCUGUCCGUAAAUAUGACUAUUCAUUACAGUAGUGUAUGACCCAUAUGGGUUAAGGGCUUGUUUUUUAAUAUACUGUAAUGACUAAGUAUUAUCCAGUAUUAAAUAUAUACUGUAUCCUGCCUUUAAUAAUUAAUAGAGAGUACACUGUUUAUGCUUGCAUGGUAUUAUGUAUUUUGUGAGAAAUUAUAAGGUCUAGCUACCACUAGGAUUUAAAUGGCAGUAUUAAUUCUUGAUCUUAGGUAAUGUAGCUUAUUGCUUUGUUAAAUAAAUGAUUAAUUUAUUGCUUAUCCAGAUUUGAUCUGCUAGAAUAAUUAUUAAAGUAAUUAAAUGUUGCUUUGGAUCAUUUGGUAAAAAAAAAAAAAAAUUGUAGGUAAUGUAUGUAUUUGAUUUUUUUUUCUUGACUAACGCUUGCAUGGAAUGAGGCUCCUGGGUAGUGUUAUCGUGCUUCCAACUUUAACAAGUGUGCCCUCAAAUAAUUUCUUGGUGAUUAAUGAUGCUGUUUGCCACAUUGUUGAGCCUUUCACCAUAGUCCAACGAUGUCCUCCGAUCUCAAUGGAUUUUUUGGUCUUCCUGAAGGAGUGUCUCGAGGUUGAAGCAUUUUUUAUAAAGGAUUUUUUAGUUUGUAACUUUCUCAUAUCAAGGUUAUUUCUCUUUUUGAUGAAAAUUUUUAGUUUGUAAUUUUCUCAUACUGACAAAUUGUUGCCUUUUAUUUAAAAUGACAACUAUUGUAUUCUUAUUUGGCAUUGCUUUCUAUAUCAGAGCAGUGUUAGUGGAUCAAAAUUUAAACCAAAAAUAUCUUUGAUUUAGUUAUAUAAGAGUAGUAUAGUCAUUAAUAUUAUUAAAAAUUGUAAUAGGUAUAUAAGGAAAGCAUUUAUUAUUGUAACAAUUGUAACCUUUGUAACCAAUGACAAAGUUCAUUGGUAAAUCAGAUUAUUUAAUCUGGUGUACUUAAGUAGAAAGUGCAAAUAUAUUUACAGGUUGCAAAUCAUGCUUGUUGUGUUAGUAAGUUCCACUAAUCAGUUGCUUUAUCUUCCAAAUAAUACUAUUUAUUUCACAUAAACCACUGUCUUAUGAAGGGUUUCAAUAAAUUUAUAUCUCUUC
Messenger RNA from Cherax quadricarinatus, 8518 nucleotides. Its product is annotated as annexin B9. The record is from RefSeq and is a predicted model, not a curated record. Gene Ontology annotation, molecular function: calcium ion binding; calcium-dependent phospholipid binding. NCBI's taxonomy places the organism in Eukaryota, Metazoa, Arthropoda, Malacostraca, Decapoda, Parastacidae. Gene Ontology annotation, cellular component: cytoplasm.